Messenger RNA from Bufo bufo (common toad), 1678 nucleotides. RefSeq names its product V-type proton ATPase subunit S1-like. The transcript is spliced from 10 exons. The record is from RefSeq and is a predicted model, not a curated record. Gene Ontology annotation, cellular component: proton-transporting V-type ATPase complex. Lineage: Eukaryota; Metazoa; Chordata; Amphibia; Anura; Bufonidae. Bases 30 to 1388 code for a protein of 452 amino acids.
UCAUUCUUAGUUCACCUCCGCUUGCAGACAUGCAGCUUCUUUCUGGCCUUUUUCUCCUGUUGUGCAUCUGUGCUUCAGAAGUGAACUCUUUAAGCCACGUACCUGUCCUCCUAUGGUCAACUGAAAGCUCUUCAUGGAGUACAGCGCCAACUGUAAAUGCUGGACAUAUUACUACGAGGCAGGAAUUUUAUCAAUUAUUGCAGCAAGAUGGUAGAACAGCAAGGCUCAUUGUCAUGUUUCUCCAAGACACCCUGAGCAUUGAUGACUUCACAUACUACAGCACGUCAUAUGGUAAUGAAAACCCACUGAAUAAUGUUCAGGACAUUUUGGAUUCAUCACCGGCAUCCUUAAUUCUGCCCUCGGUAGAGAAGGAGACAGUAAAUAACUUGCCACGUUACCUGAAACAGCAAGAUGACUGGAAUAUAGUCAAUGUGGACAAUUUCAAUGAAUCCUCUUUGCAUAUAGAUAACAAUAAACCAAACCUAAUUAUAAUAAGGCUACAGUCUAUACCCAGGUCAAAUAAAAUUUCUGCUGCUAUGGUCUUUGCAGAAAAUGAUAAACACAUUUGGAGGAUCACACAGGAACUGAAGCACAGAGGAUUCCAGUUUACUGCAAUUUACACAGGAAUGAAGCCAUUAAAAGAUGUUAAAACUUUCGACACAGUUUAUAAAAAGGGACGAGAGCUUCUUGCAACGGAUACCUCAAUUUCUUAUUCUCCACUAAAUGUGACAAAUGGGUCAGACGUCACUUGUAUCUUGCUUUAUGCAAAUAAAUUUGUCAUCACAGUUAACAAUUCCCUGCAACUUGAUUUGACAAAUGUUACAUUUGAAGAACCCUCGGCAAACACCGGUUUAUCGGAAUGCUCUGAUACAAAUACAACCCUGUCAAUAGUAUAUUCAUUGAUGAAUGAAGAACUCCGCACCCUAGAAGUAAGAUUUUACAUGACGAAUAUGUUCUACGCUGGCUCUGCCAGGAACUGGUUUAAGUUAGAGUCUGUGAUGUUAAUUCCCAAUCAAGAUAUUCUGAGAAAUGCUUCAUUUAGGACAACUUAUGCCUCAACACCUGCAGAGUACUCUUAUCAUUGCCAGCAAGUAGGGACAAGUUCUUUGUAUGGGGAGACACUAGUUCCUACCAAUGAUGCGGCAAAAGCAUGGGAAAUAUUCAUUUCUGAGUUUCAGAUUCAAGGAUUUAACAUCAAGAACAACGUGUUCUCGUAUGCAAGUGACUGCACGUCUUUCUUCACUCCUGCAAUCUGGAUGGGACUUGUGUCCUCUAUUAUCCUCUUGUGGAUCCUGUCAUACGGGAUUUUCAUGAUUAUGCAGCUAACAACAAAUGAUAAAUUUGAUGACCCUAGAAGCCAAGCACUGUCUGUUCCUCAAGGAGAAUAGAAUUCUAUGUUAGUUUCAUUUUAAGGAAUGUAAACUUAUUUCUACCGCAAAGUGGCGAAUUAUGAACUGAGAAGUCAACCCACUCUUGUCGAAAAAUAAUUUAGAUCCAUAGUACAGAAAACCCUAUUUCAGGUUCCUUUCUAUAUUCUUAGAAAAUCUUCUCUUUGAUAAUAACUGACACUUCUGAGUUCAUAUACAACCUUGUCUCCUAUUUGUCCAUCCAAUGACUUUGCUCUCUAUAUUGCAUUUACAAUUCUAUGCAUUAAAUAUCAUUUAUGCCUCUGUUUAGA